Molecule: messenger RNA, 969 nt
Organism: Vicia faba (fava bean)
Lineage: Eukaryota; Viridiplantae; Streptophyta; Magnoliopsida; Fabales; Fabaceae
Source: the annotation of a GenBank genome assembly
AUGGCUCCUUUAAAUGGUUCUAGAUUAACUAUGAUCGGUUUGGUUCUAUUUGUUCUAGUAAUAGGGAGUGCCAAUGCAAAUCUUUCUACAAACUUUUAUUCGAGUUCUUGUCCACAACUCUUUUCUACUGUGAAAUCCACCAUGCAAUCUGCCAUAUCAAAGGAGGCUCGAAUUGGUGCUUCCAUCCUCCGUUUAUUCUUUCAUGAUUGUUUUGUCAAUGGUUGUGAUGGAUCCAUUCUACUCGAUGACACAGCAACCUUUACCGGAGAGCAACAUGCGCUCCAGAACAAUAACUCUGCUCGUGGAUUUGAAGUAAUUGACACCAUAAAAUCAGCUGUAGAGAGUGUAUGUCCCGGAGUUGUAUCAUGUGCUGAUAUUCUCGCCAUUGCAGCUGCAGAUUCUGUUGCAAUUCUUGGAGGCCCAACAUGGAAUGUAAAACUUGGAAGAAGAGACGCUACGACAGCCAAUCAAUCUGCCGCAACUACCUCCAUUCCGAGAUCAGAUUCUGACCUCAAAGUACUUACCGAAAUGUUUAGUAAUAAUGGUCUUUCCAUCAAGGAUUUAGUCGCAUUAUCAGGUGGUCACACAAUUGGCCAAGCAAGGUGCAUAACCUUUAGGACAAGAAUCUACACCGAGACAAACAUAGAUAAUUCAUUUGCUAGCACAAGGCAAUCUAAUUGUCCAAAUGUAACCGGAACAGGAGAUAACAAUUUGGCACCCCUUGAUCUCCAGACUCCUAUUUCUUUUGAUAAUGACUACUUUAAAAAUCUUGUUCAGAAGAAGGGUCUUCUCCAUUCAGACCAACAACUUUUCAACGGCGGCUCUGCCGACUCUAUAGUGAGUGGCUAUAGUACUAAUCCAAAAUCCUUUUCUUCUGAUUUUGCUGCUGCUAUGAUCAAGAUGGGAGAUAUUAAACCUCUCACUGGAUCAAAUGGAGAGAUCAGAAAGAAUUGUGGAAAAAUAAACUAA